GUAGGGUUUGAAUCAGAACUCCUGUAGGGCAAACCUAUUUGGAGAACCUGGCCAAAAAGAGAGCACAGAAAAUCGUCCCAAUCAAAUGUACUGCCUAUUCUUGAACAUGCCUCCUGUAGAGGGGCACGCCCGACGCAAGCCUUAUCGAUGGGGCACACGAGCUGGGGCCCGGCCACGGCCCCGAUCUCGCGGUCCACGCUCGGGGUGCUCGCCUCGGCCGGGGGCGCCUGCGGCUGCAGGUAGCCGAUGCGGCGGAGGAAGUCGACGUACUCGCGGUUCUCGCCCAGCGUCGCCGCAGACGCCUCUGGGUGCUCUGCGUGCCACCUGUCGAUGCUCCUCUGCAUGUCCUCGCGCCGCUGCAGCAGCUGGGCGUUGCGCGGCCCGAACUGCUUGGUGAGCCGGUGGAGGCCGGUCCAGAAGGCCCUCUCCGUGCCCUCCUCGAGGCCGACGCAGAUGCUCCUGAUCGCAGCUGCGAGCGCGGGCUCGGCGCGCAAGGCCUUGGCAGCGGCGGGCGCGGUCGGUGCCUCGGGGGCGGGUGCGCUGCGGGGGGCGAGGGACAUGCCGGGUGCUCUGUCCUGGUACUGGUGUGGGCGUAGUUGGGUUACCUGAGCUGGUCGCCGAGGCUGAAACUGCUUGAG
Messenger RNA from Prorocentrum cordatum, 638 nucleotides. Lineage: Eukaryota; Dinophyceae; Prorocentrales; Prorocentraceae. The record is from the annotation of a GenBank genome assembly.